CAAUUUUCUAUAUAUUUAAAAAAACCCAAAACCCGAUUUGUAUUUAAAGGGUGGGGUUUGAGUUUGAAACAAAACAGAGAUUAGAAGUUCCACAACAUCUGACCUAAAUAUUUUCAGCUUCGUUCCGAAAAAACACGGGGAUAGAGAAAGAAAGAGAAGGACACCCCGAUACCCGCCCCGGCGCACUCUAGCGAAUUCCCGAGAAUCGGCCUCAUGCAAAACCUCACUUUCUCUCUCUAAAACCAUAUAGAUAUAUAUAGCUCUCGCUUUCGCUCUGUACUCUCAGUCGGUGCUUCAACUUUCUCUCUCUAAAAAGUCGAGAUAUCAACAAAUGUCUCGUGUGGUGGCGGAGAACACCUCUCCGGCGAGAGAUAGAUUGUCGUUUUUCCAGAGAAAUCAGUCGAUAGAACUCUCAAGCGCCGCCGUAACAGGGGCGUCACCGACGCUAGGCCAGCUCCUGAAGUCCGUCGGCGACGUUCGGAAGGAGGUCACCGGAGACGAGACUCCGGUUCACCAGGUCCUGGACUUGAGCGACACCAGCCUGGAGCCUCGCUCUCUUCCUUUCGCUCUCUCCUUCAACAACCUCACCUACAGCGUCAAAAUCCGCCGCAAACUCGCUCUCCCUUCCUUCCUCGGCGGCCGGAGCAACCACGGACCGCCGGUCACGGCGGAGCCAGUCGCCGGAGAAAAUGUGUUCAGGAAGACCAAGGUGUUAUUAAAUGACAUCUCUGGAGUUGCUCGUGACGGUGAAAUCAUGGCGGUGCUCGGAGCGAGUGGUUCGGGAAAGUCGACUCUGAUCGACGCUCUAGCGAACCGAAUCGCUAAAGGAAGCUUGAAAGGAACAGUGACUCUCAACGGUGAGCAUUUGGAAUCGAGGCUUCUGAAAGUGAUUUCUGCUUAUGUAAUGCAAGACGAUUUGUUGUUUCCUAUGCUCACAGUCGAAGAGACUCUCAUGUUCUCAGCAGAGUUCAGACUCCCUCGAACUCUCUCCAAAUCUAAGAAGAAGAUGCGAGUCCAAGCCCUAAUCGAUCAACUAGGGCUCCGAAACGCCGCCAAAACCAUCAUCGGAGACGAAGGCCACCGUGGAGUCUCCGGCGGAGAACGCCGCCGUGUUUCAAUCGGAAUCGACAUAAUUCACGAUCCAAUCAUUCUCUUCCUCGACGAGCCUACCUCGGGGCUCGACUCAACCAGUGCUUUUAUGGUCGUCAAGGUUUUACAACGAAUCGCACAGAGUGGAAGCAUUGUAAUCAUGUCGGUUCACCAACCAAGCUAUCGAAUCCUCGGUUUGCUCGAUCGAUUGAUCUUCUUAUCACGCGGACAAACCGUUUACAGUGGUUCACCGAUGAAUCUCCCAGUUUUCUUCGCUGAUUUCGGGCAUCCGAUUCCAGAAACCGAGAAUCGAACCGAGUUUGCGCUCGAUCUGAUACGCGAACUCGAAGGAUCGCCUGGAGGAACCAAAAGCUUAGUCGAAUUCAACAAGUCAUGGCAGAGCUUGAAGCGUUCUCGAGCCCCAGACACACCAACACAUGGUUUGACAUUGAAAGAAGCAAUCAGUGCGAGCAUUUCACGAGGAAAGCUCGUCUCCGGUGCUACUAACACCAAUGCUAGUCCAACUUCUAUGGUUCCUACCUUCGCAAACCCUCUCUGGGUAGAAAUGGCGGUACUAUCCAAACGUGCCAUAACAAACUCGCGUCGAAUGCCAGAACUCUUUGGCAUUCGACUCGGUGCUGUUAUGGUCACGGGAUUUAUUUUAGCCACAAUGUUCUGGCGCCUUGAUAGUUCCCCCAAAGGUGUUCAGGAACGCCUCGGGUUCUUUGCUUUCGCUAUGUCAACAACAUUCUAUACUUGUGCCGAUGCCUUACCAGUCUUCCUCCAAGAACGCUACAUAUUCAUGAGAGAAACCGCUUACAAUGCGUACCGAAGGUCUAGUUACGUUCUCUCGCACUCGCUCACAGCAUUGCCUGCUUUGGUUUUCCUCUCUAUGGGUUUCGCCGCCUUAACCUUUUGGGCGGUAGGGCUCGACGGUGGACUCUCAGGGUUCUUCUUCUACUUCCUCAUCAUCUUCGCUUCCUUCUGGGCUGGAAGCUCCUUCGUUACCUUCCUCUCUGGCGUAGUCCCACACGUCAUGCUCGGCUACACUAUCGUCGUCGCAAUCUUAGCCUACUUCCUUCUCUUCAGCGGCUUCUUCAUCAACAGAGAUCGAAUCCCACCUUACUGGAUUUGGUUCCAUUACAUUUCACUCGUGAAAUACCCAUACGAAGCUGUGUUGCAAAAUGAAUUUCAAGACCCAACAAAGUGUUUCGUCAAAGGGGUUCAGAUCUUUGAUAACACACCGCUUGGUCAAGUUCCAACUGCAUUGAAGUUGAAGCUGUUGGAUAGCAUGAGCGCUACUUUGGGGAUGAAUCUUUCGAGCGGGACAUGCUUGACCACGGGAACAGAUAUACUCCAGCAACAGGGGAUUACUGAUUUGAGUAAGUGGAAUUGCUUGUGGGUUACUAUUGCUUGGGGGUUCUUUUUUAGGAUUCUGUUUUACUUCUCUUUGCUGUUGGGUAGCAAGAACAAGAGGAGCUAAAAAACUAAGUAGUAGUGGUGGUGGUGGUGGUGUAUAACUUUCUGUUAAUUUGGAGAUGUUUGUGUUUUUUUUGUUUUUUAAUUUAAUUUCUAAAUUUAUAUAUGGGAUUUUACUUUUGGUGAAAUUUCAAGUUGAGUUUUAAGUUGUAAAAUUGUUUCUCAUACACAUUAUAUACUCUAAUAAUAUUUUUAUUUGAGCAA
This is a messenger RNA of Camellia sinensis, 2772 nucleotides long. Its product is annotated as ABC transporter G family member 6. Gene Ontology annotation, biological process: transmembrane transport. The record is from RefSeq and is a predicted model, not a curated record. Gene Ontology annotation, cellular component: membrane. Gene Ontology annotation, molecular function: ATP hydrolysis activity; ABC-type transporter activity; ATP binding. NCBI's taxonomy places the organism in Eukaryota, Viridiplantae, Streptophyta, Magnoliopsida, Ericales, Theaceae.